Bombina bombina (fire-bellied toad) is the source of this 519-nucleotide messenger RNA. Its product is annotated as gamma-crystallin M2-like. NCBI's taxonomy places the organism in Eukaryota, Metazoa, Chordata, Amphibia, Anura, Bombinatoridae. The coding region runs from base 1 to 519 and encodes 172 amino acids. The record is from RefSeq and is a predicted model, not a curated record. The transcript has 2 exons. Gene Ontology annotation, molecular function: structural constituent of eye lens. Gene Ontology annotation, biological process: visual perception; lens development in camera-type eye.
AUGCAGAUCAUAUUCUAUGAGGACAAAAACUUUCAGGGCCGGUUUUAUGAGUGCAGAAAUGAUUACCCUAAUCUAAGCCAUUACUUGGAUCGCUGUAAUUCGAUUCGAGUUCUAAAUGGAUCGUGGAUGAUAUAUGAGCGUCCUGAGUAUAUGGGAUAUCAGUAUUUUCUUCAAAGGGGAGAAUAUCCUAAUUUCCAAGAAUGGUUGGGGUUCAAUGACUCCAUCAAGUCUUGUUUAGUAAUUCCACAGUACAGUGGAUCCUACAGGCUGAGGCUUUAUGAAAGAAAUAACUUUGGAGGCAAAAUGCUAGAGGCCAUGAAUGAUUGUCCUUCAGUCUUUGAACGGUUUCAUCAGAAUGACAUACAAUCCUGCAAUAUAUUUGAUGGUUAUUGGAUUUUUUAUGAACAACCUUAUUACCGAGGACGUCAGUACUACCUGAGACCUGGAGAGUACAGAAGAUUUACUGACUGGGGUGCUAUGAAUGCCAGAGUUGGUUCUUUCAGACUGAUUAGAGAUUAG